Zingiber officinale is the source of this 5490-nucleotide messenger RNA. RefSeq names its product zinc finger CCCH domain-containing protein 19-like. Gene Ontology annotation, molecular function: metal ion binding; DNA binding; protein binding. Lineage: Eukaryota; Viridiplantae; Streptophyta; Magnoliopsida; Zingiberales; Zingiberaceae. The coding region runs from base 141 to 5237 and encodes 1698 amino acids. The record is from RefSeq and is a predicted model, not a curated record. The transcript has 10 exons.
GCCUCGCCACAUUCACCGCUCGGUUCCUCUCCGGUCUCGGGCCGCCCAAAGACCCGAACUACUUGUCCUCCCUUCCCCCCUCGGACAUAGCAACCGAGGCAAUCUCAGUUAGGGCUCGCUCGAACUCUCGGUCUCCAUCCAUGGAGCCAGGGGUCGGCGAUGCCCCAGCCUCCGAAGUCCUCGAUCCCGAGCACAACGAACUGUCACCGCGCCGCCCACUACUGGUGCCGGGCGAUGACUGUGGCGAUGUGGUGCCUUCCGACGCCUACGAGACGGUCGAAUCCCACCUAUUGGGCUCUCUCUUCAACCUUACGCCCGCUUUCGAGCCGACUGAGCUGAGCUGUGACGCCUUCGAUGGGGAAGAUGCCCUGCCGACAAGCGCAGAGACGGCCGCUGACCUCGAUGGCUCUGCAGUCGAGCAAGCUUAUGCUUUUGAGCCGGUGGAUUCGGUUGAGCCGAUCCAUCAGGACACAGUGGGUUUGGGAGUCGAGGCGUCCGCCGCUCCGGCUCCCGUGAAGCGGAAGCGCGGGCGUCCACCGAAGGUUCUCGGCGGCGGGAGGAAGGCUACGGUGCCAAAGAAGAAGGACGAGGAGGAAGUGUGUUUUAUAUGCUUUGAUGGUGGUAACCUCGUGGUUUGUGAUCGUAGGGGCUGUCCUAAAGUAUAUCACCCCGCCUGCAUCCACCGGGAUGAAUCCUUCUUUCGUCCACGGAGUCGUUGGAAUUGUGGGUGGCAUAUAUGCAGCAUCUGUCAAAAGGCUGUCACUUACAUGUGCUAUACCUGUACAUAUUCUGUAUGCAAAGCUUGCAUUAGUCGAGCUAAUUUUUUCAGUGUUCGGGGCCAAAAGGGAUUCUGUGAGACCUGCUACAAGACUAUAAUGUUAAUAGAAUCAAAUGAAGAAGCUAAUGAGGAAAAGAUCAGAGUAGACUUUGAUGACAAGAGUAGCUGGGAAUAUUUGUUCAAAGUGUAUUGGUUAACUCUCAAAGGAAAAGUAUCACUCACAAUCGAAGAGCUUAGUAAUGCUAGAAGUUCAUGGAAAGGAUCUGGUACUUGUUUGUGUAAAGAUGAAACAUUUGACAAAUUAUAUGAUGCUAAUGGUGACCAAGAAGCCUGCUCUGAUGACUCUUCCAAACAUUGCCAAAACAUUUCUCUAAGGAAAAGAGUUGGGAGGGGUUCUAAAAGGUCGGUUGAUAAAGAACAUCCUGCCAAAGGCAUUGAGAGGGAGAAGGAAUUUUUUUCUGAAGACAAUAGAUGGGCUUCGCCAGCACUCUUAGAAUUUGUAGCACACAUGAAGGAUGGUGACAAUUCUGUUCUUUCUCAAUUUGAUGUUCAAGCCCUUUUAUUGAAAUACAUAAAGCAAAAUAACCUUCGCGAUCCUCGAAAAAAAAGUCAAAUUGUUUGUGAUGAAAGACUAAAAAAUUUGUUUGGUAAAGAACGUGUUGGACACUUUGAGAUGUUAAAGCUCUUGGAGUCUCACUUUUUAAUUAAAGAGGCUCACCAGAUUGGUACUGAUGACAACCAAGGAGCUAUGGAUUCUGAUUGUGGUCAAAUGGAUGAUGAAGAAUACAGUAAUCUCACAAAUAUUGGUUCUGAUAAACGACAGAAAAAUCGUAGAAGAUUUGGAGAGAGAGAACUUCAGUCCAAUCUUGAUGAUUAUGCAGCAAUAGAUGUCCAUAACAUCAAUCUUGUUUAUCUACGUCGAAAUUUGAUGGAGGAUUUAAUUGAUGAUGCCAAAUUCACUGAGAAGGUUGUUGGCUCUUUUGUUAGAAUAAGGAUUCCAGCUGCAGGUCAAAAGCAAGAGAUGUAUAGGCUUGUUCAAGUUAUUGGCACACAUUUAGUUUCUGAAAAAUACAAAGUGGGCAAGAAAUCAACAGACAUUGCAUUGGAUAUUUUAAAUUUAAACAAGAUGGAGUCUUCAUCCAUUGAUGCCAUCUCAAACCAGGAUUUUACAGAGGAGGAAUGCAGACGUUUGAGGCAGAGCAUAAAAUGUGGCUUGAUUAGAAGAUUGACUGUGGGGGAUCUUUUAACAAAAGUCAAAGCUAUACAAGAAGUGAGAGUUAAAGAUUGGUUAGCAAGUGAGAGAAUGCGACUCAGUCAUCUUCGUGAUCGAGCAAGUGAUUUAGGCAGGAGAAAAGAGCUCAGAGAGUGCAUUGAGAAGUUGCAGAUUUUGGACACACCUGAGGAACACCAGCGUCGACUUGGUGAAAUUUCACAAAUACAUGUUGAUCCACAUAUGGAUCCCACUUAUGAAUCUCCUGAAGAAACAUAUGAUAAGGAAGAAGAUAGAUUUAACAGGUCCAGUGUUCCUUUAUCUCUUAAGAGAGGAAGGAAUUUAUUAUCUCCUAGUAGAGAAUCAAUUUCAAGUUACCAAUUGAAUGAGGCGACAAGAACCUUAAGCACUGAUCGGAUAUCAAACAAAAAUCAUAGACCUGAAGAUGCAGCAGAUAAGAUUGCAUAUAAUCAUGCAGUGAAACACGAUGCCACUGUUUGGAACAGUACCCAACUUGAAACUAAAGUAGAAAACUCUUAUAAUGCUGCUUCUGAAACUGUGAUCAGAUCUUUAGGUGUUUCUGUGUCACAAUAUGGCAGUGAGCAUGACAAAGUGUGGCAUUAUCAAGAUCCAUCUGGAAAAAUCCAGGGACCCUUUUCAAUUUUGCAGUUGCGCAAAUGGAGUUCCACUGGGUUUUUCCCACCAGAUCUUAGGGUAUGGCUAGCAUCCAAAAAUCAAGAAUCCAUGUUAUUGACUGAUGCACUGCUGAAAUUCCAGACUUGUUCACAACAAAAUUCUCAAACUGCUAAUCUUACCCAGUCUCCAAGUUUUUCAGGUGCAGCUAAUAGUGGACAUAACUGGGAUGUGGGUUUGAGACCGCCACUUGCAGAUAUCCAGCAAAAUGAUCACCAUUCGAAUGCAAAUCAGAAUGAUGUGACUGUAUCUGCUGCUGGGAUCAAUGUGACAAACGUUGAUAAACAGGUUCUUCAGGUAUCUAAUUACACUGAGCAAAACAGGGAACUCAUUACUCAGGGAAGGGUUGGAGCCUCUACAUGUGUCUGGGAAUCUUCAGCAGAUAUAAAUACUUGGUUCGACCAACAUGUAAGUUAUAAUAUCCCAGACCCAAAACCAAGUCUUUCUCCUCCCUCAAGUAGAAGUCCGUACAAUUCUCCAGCCUAUCAAAGCAUAGGAAUGCAAGUAGAAAAUGCUGAAAGAUGGAGUAGGAACCAGGACAACAGGAGUUCCUGGAAUUCAAUUAGGACUAGACCCAUAAUACCUACUGGUCAGGGUUAUGAAGGUCAAUAUCCUAGUCAGAGCCCCCCUUUAAGCCAAAAAUCCCAUCAGGUUUCUCAACUCUACCAACAAAUUCAAUCACCCAAUAAUCCUAGAAGUCACUGGGAAAAUGAUGGAUACAGCCCACCUACUCCCACUCUGCAGCCAAGUAGUAGCUGGACAAGUCAUCAAGCACAUACUAUGCCACCGUCUGCAUCUGUUACUUCUAUUCAUACAGUACGCAACAGCUGGAAUGCUAUACCAAGUGCUCAGUUGCAUCAAUUAGGCACCAACACUAUGGACACCAAGGUUAGUGUUCCAUUAGUGGAUGCUGUUGGUGGAUGGAGUCCAAAGUCAUCACUGAAUGCCCUUGAUCAAUAUGCAGAGCCAAAAGGCUGGGUCUCAGAGUCUGCUACACCAAUAUCAGCUGCUGAUACCAACCUGGAUCUUGGCAAAAUGGAUAAUUUGAGUAAUUCAUCACUGGGCAAUCAGCAGAAAAAGCAUUUAUCUCAUCCAAUUUCUUCAAGUGCUUCAUUUAGGAAACACAGCCAAUUUUUUGAAAGUUCAUGUCCUAGCCCAACUCCAAGUAGUGAGGAACAUGGCUCCUCUUUUCCAAUAGAUGACUCUGAUUCUCACAGGGAUGGACCCACAGAAGAUGCAGAUGUACAGAGUCCUGUUGUUACUGUUCCUGCAUCAGGAUCAUUAAAUAGAAUUAGUCCUUGCCUUUCUGCUGAGAUAGAUGGCAUACAAGCCUCCAUGAAAGUCCAGGCUGAAAUGACAAAUAAGAUUACUGAGAUUGAAAGGUUGGCUUCGCUGUCUUAUGAGUCAGAGAACAAACAGCCUUCUCUUGAACAGACAGAUGACAAGGUGCAAAACCUCACUCCAAUUAGGAGGGCGGCAUAUAAACCUGAUGCAUUAGACAAUGAUUCAGUUCAGAAAUCAGAAGCAUUGACAGAUCCCAAACUAGCACCUGAAGUGACAAAAGACCAGGAUAAUCUUGAUUAUUUUGGCACAAAUGUUGCAUUUUCAGGGAAUAAAUUGGAUCAAAUGGAAACUGAAAAUCCAGAAUACUUCUCUGGCCUUGCCCACAUUGAUACAAAGGGCAUUGAGUUGGCAUCACCUUAUACCACACCAACCUCUGGACCAUAUGAAUGGAAUGCUGCUGUUGAUUCUGCCUCUGGGAAGAACCAAAGUGACAUAUUGGUUUCUUCGGUUGAUUUUCUUCCUCCACUAUCUCCAACUAUAACAGACAUGUUUGCUGAACCUAAGUCAUCAGGAAACACUGCUUGUGAGAUGGCUGAUGAUUCUGCUGACAACAGUUGGGAGAUAGCCCCACAUUGCCCAAGAAUUGGAGCAGGAGCUCAUGGAGCUGGACCUGGUAUGGUCAGUGGAGUGAUAGUUCAAGAGAAAACCAAUGUGGCUUGGGGAACUGCAGAACAGACAACCACUGAAACCGGUUGGACUACGCCCACAAUGAAAAAUGCUGCUGAUACAAGCACAUGUUGGGCAAAAAUGGCAGUGAGGGACUCAAGAGAAGCCUUGAAUACUCAAGGCAACCUAAACAUCAAUACUGGCUGGGGAGCACCUCAAAAAACCAAUCCUGGGUGGGAACCAAGAAUGAAGAUAAGCUCUGGUGCAGAAUCUGGCUGGGUACUCCCAGGAUAUAUACAUCAGAAUGAAAAUGCCAACUCUAGUGGGGGAACAUUUCACGGAAGCAAGAGUGCUAGCUGGAGUUCAGCAAACAUAUACCAUGAGAAUGUGGACCUUCAGAAAAGACAUGGUGGGGAUAGAUACCAUGAAGGCAGUGAUUCAGGUUAUAGUGGCAGAUGUAAUUCACAAACCCGGAAUUAUUUUGGUGGAGCUGGAGGGCCUGCACGACCUCUGAGAGGACAAGGGCAGAGAGGGGUGUGCAAGUUCUAUGAGAGUGGGCAUUGCAAGAAGGGUGCAUUGUGCAAUUACCUGCAUCCAGGAGAGUAAAAUUUUGCUUCCCACCUUGUCAUUCCAGUUUUUGUACAGUUAAACUAAUGGCGCUGUGCUGAUGUAUACCAUCAAAAGUCUUGCUUGUAUUAAGUUCAAUUUCCAGAAUAGUUCUUGAAGCAGCAGCCGUUCAAUAUGAGUACUGGAUCUUUGUAAUAUAGUUGGCUAGGCACAUGAUUAGGAUGAGCUAGCCAUGUUCUGUUUAUGUUGUAGACGGUCAGUAUAAUUUUAACUUGUUAUGACCACCAACCAA